Molecule: messenger RNA, 684 nt
Organism: Trichoderma asperellum CBS 433.97
Lineage: Eukaryota; Fungi; Ascomycota; Sordariomycetes; Hypocreales; Hypocreaceae
Biological process (GO): 'de novo' IMP biosynthetic process
Cellular component (GO): cytoplasm
Molecular function (GO): phosphoribosylglycinamide formyltransferase activity
Source: RefSeq, a predicted model, not a curated record
AUGGCCGACCAGCAACAGUCACCAUGCCGCAUCCUGGUUAUGGCCUCUGGCUUUGGCUCAAACUUCCAGGCUCUCAUUGACGCUGUUGCCGCGGGACGGAUCCGAAAUAGCAAGAUUAUUCGUCUUGUCGUGAAUAGGAGAAAUGUGCAAUCAAUUAAGCGAGCAGAAAGCGCAGGCAUUCCUUGGGAGUAUUUCAACUUAAUCAGCAACGGAUUUAUAGCCAAGGGAGAAAAGGACGAGCAGAAAGUUGCUGAAGCUCGGUAUAGAUAUGAUGCUGCACUGGCCGAGAGGGUAUUAUCAGCAGAAGAGAAGCCAGAGCUAAUUGUCCUCGCUGGGUGGAUGCAUGUAUUCUCAGGUGGCUUCCUGGAGCCUAUGGAAAAAGCAGGUGUGAAAGUUAUCAAUUUACAUCCGGCCUUGCCUGGGGAGUUUGAUGGAGCUGGUGCAAUCGAGAGAGCUUUUGCAGAGCUCAAAGCUGGCCGAAUAACACGCACUGGUAUCAUGGCUCACUAUGUUAUCCAAGAGGUGGAUAGAGGUACUCCUAUUAUGGUUCAAGAGAUUGAGUGGAACGGAGAGGAGCUUCACGAGCUCGAGGACAAGAUUCAUUCGCGGGAGCAUGAGCUGAUUGUGAAGGCUACGGCGAAAGUGGUUGAUGAGAUAUUGGAAAAGCGGGCAAAGCAAGUCUAA